AUGGAAACCAAGAUCCUGGAGUUGCAGGACGUAGAUUCGGAGCUGCACAGCUCUGUCCUGUCCAACAUUCAGCUCCGAAGCGGCGCCUCCUUGGAUGUGAUUCGUGCUGCCAGGAGCAAGGUUAUCAUCCGGGGCUCUGCUGAUGCCGUAGCGUGCGCCAGCAGCUUGCUGGCCGUCGAGCUGGACCGCAGCUCUACUCAGAUGGCAACCGUCAGCAUUGUCAGCACUUCCUCAACAAAGUUGAAGCAGCCCUUCAGGAAAUGCGACCUGGCGACGUGUUGGGCCUGCAACUUGCGUGGAAGCCAUGGACACACAUGGCUGUGCUCACGGGGAAAGUAA
Molecule: messenger RNA, 339 nt
Organism: Symbiodinium natans
Lineage: Eukaryota; Dinophyceae; Suessiales; Symbiodiniaceae
Source: the annotation of a GenBank genome assembly